CUCCGAUUACCGUAUUUAUUUAUUCAUUUUUAUUAUUUAUUGAAAAAUCGUCAUCAAUCAUAUGUUAUGUUGAUGAAUUAAUCCAUUAACCAAAACUACCUGACCAAAAAAAAUGUUAAGCAAUAAAGAAAAACGAUUAUCGCAUGCAGCACCAAUAUCAGUUAAUGAGGCAUUUAAUUUUCCAUCAAAUGCUGCAAUCAUAUCGAACCAUAUAAAACCUCCUAAUUAUGGCCUAAUUAACACUCAUCAUAGCAAUGUUCCAAAUCCAUCAAUAAAUCAUAUGAAUGCACCGAUAAAAGAUCCACAUCUAAAAAAACUUGCACAAGAACAUCGAAAUAGUCAUAGUUUGAAUCAUGAUUUUUCACAGCUGUAUAUAUCGAAUCUAAAAAAUCAGAUUGAAAGUCACACAACAACAUCUGGUAUCAAACAUAGAGCCAUUGAUUCUAAUCGUAACUUUGAAGAAAUGAAUUCAUACAAAAAAGAAGCACAAGAAUCGAAAAAACAAAUGUUUCAAAUGGAAAAGUCGAUAAGUUUUUGGAGUGAAUGUACGGAAUAUUGGCGCAAUAAAUGGCGCAAAACACGUGAUGAAAAAAUUAAAUUAAGAGAAGAAGUGAAACAACUUCGUUCGAGAAUCAAUAAACUUGAACAUCAGCUAAAAACAUCCGAAGAGAAAAGAAUACGAUUAGGUAAUGAAGUUAAUUUUUUGAAUGAAGAAUUAUCACGUUACAUGUAUCGAUAUGAAGAUGAUGCAUCGGUUAAUAGAAAGAAAAAACCAACAACAUCACAACAUCCGAUCCAGUAUAAUUCGGAUCGUCGUGUUGAUUAUAGAAAAAAACAAAGACGAAAAAUUCAAAACAUGAUUGCUAAUAACUCAAAAUUAAAUACUAAUCAGACAACUAUUUCACAGAAUAUUGAAUCUUCCAGUAGCGAUUCAGAAAAUCAAAAUUAUCAUAAUGCUCAAUCACAUCAUUCAUACACAACAGUGCAACCACCACAAUCGCAACAACAGCAACAAAGACAUUAUGAUAUUGAUCAAAUAAAUAGCCUGGGCAAAUUAUCAUCGAAUGCAAAAAUCAUAUUUCGUCAUCAUGAAAGACUUCUCGACAAACGAAUCAUGAACAAAAAACGUUUCUCACAAGUAGUCAUGUUAGAUGAGGAUGAAAUUUUCCAAAUGAACAAAGAUAUUCCGUCAUCGAAAACGAAUGCAACGAUAAACGAUGAUAACGAUACGUUAAAAAUUAGCCAUUGUAGUAUACUUCAGCAAUCCGAUCUCAAUGAUACAUUGAAUACUUACACAAAUAGCCAUAAACAUCGUUAUAUGGAUUAUUUAGCUGAAGAAGAAGAAGAUUCAUUUGAUGAUCGAAUAAAACCUGGACAAUUUUUUAGCGAUGAUUUAGAUUUAGAAUCAACCGGAAUUGGUUCAUCGAAUACAAAUAUUGUUGCAUCGACGAACAAUAUAGCUGUAAAUAAUAAUAAUAAUAAUAAUAGUUUGGAAUGUUUUCCAAAAGCUGAAUCAUCAAUCAGUCAAAAUGACGAUGAUGAAAAAAAGAAAGCGAAUGAACAGAAUAAUGAUGAUGAAAAAAAAUCGAACAAAACUUUCGACGUUAUUAAUAAUGAUGCUCUUAAGCCAAAAGAAUCGGACACAAAAUGUGAAACCGACGACGAUGAUGAUGAUGAAGUUUAGUGCUUGUUAGCUUUUUGAUUUAUCUGUGAUUGUACAUUUCCAUUUAACUAAUAAUUUAGAUUCAAAUCGAUGUUUCUUUUUCUUACAUUUUUUUGCUGCUGCCAUAGAUUUCAUUUUUUUUAUUCUGUU
Messenger RNA from Dermatophagoides pteronyssinus (European house dust mite), 1813 nucleotides. RefSeq lists its product as uncharacterized. The record is from RefSeq and is a predicted model, not a curated record. Lineage: Eukaryota; Metazoa; Arthropoda; Arachnida; Sarcoptiformes; Pyroglyphidae.